Messenger RNA from Trichoderma asperellum CBS 433.97, 275 nucleotides. NCBI's taxonomy places the organism in Eukaryota, Fungi, Ascomycota, Sordariomycetes, Hypocreales, Hypocreaceae. The record is from RefSeq and is a predicted model, not a curated record.
AUGCCGCGAGGCCAGCAGCGUGUAUCGCUCUUUCAGACGUUUGCUGUCUCGGGGCAUCGGCGCUUCUCCCCGCGUUUUCUUCCCCAGACGAGCUGCUCGAUGAUGUCGUCGGCCACCCUUUGGCCUUUUGGCGUACGGAUAAAAGUGAAUGUCCGAGUUGGUGGGCAUCGAGCCAAGCCUCACGAGCGUUUGACAGGCGCGGCGCCUCGCCAAUCAGGGCCUCGCCCACCGCAGUGGGUUGCAUUGAAUUCGGGCCUGUCGAGAAAUGGGUGGGC